AUGCGCUACGGCGAAGCAGCCGACGAAGACAACGACGUCCAAGAUGCCAACAACGAAUUAAUGGACAAGGUCAUUGAAGAGGCUGGUGAUGAAGCGUUCCGCGUGUUGACAAACUUCACUCCAAACGAAUUCGACAUCAUCUGGGCCAACAAAGUCCAAGAUGACGCCCAAGGAUGUUUUACCCUGACUGUUCUCAAACACUACCAGUCCUGGGAGAAGCAUGCCGUUGAUUUCGACCUGAAAGCGCCAACGUUGGAGAAGAUCGUCGUCAAAGUUGUGUAA
Messenger RNA from Aphanomyces astaci, 282 nucleotides. RefSeq lists its product as hypothetical. The record is from RefSeq and is a predicted model, not a curated record. NCBI's taxonomy places the organism in Eukaryota, Oomycota, Saprolegniomycetes, Saprolegniales, Verrucalvaceae. Bases 1 to 282 code for a protein of 93 amino acids. The transcript is spliced from 3 exons.